Molecule: messenger RNA, 8064 nt
Organism: Megalobrama amblycephala (Wuchang bream)
Lineage: Eukaryota; Metazoa; Chordata; Actinopteri; Cypriniformes; Xenocyprididae
Gene: bicral
Product: BICRA like chromatin remodeling complex associated protein
Exons: 11
Coding region: 3118-5661 (847 amino acids)
Biological process (GO): positive regulation of DNA-templated transcription
Cellular component (GO): SWI/SNF complex
Source: RefSeq, a predicted model, not a curated record
ACAAACAGAAUAAGAGUUCAAAGUAAAGAGCCCUUGGUGUCUAGUGCACUAUGUAGUGAUGCUGCCUUCUGCUGGAGCCGCACUGCUCCACCGGCCCGUGCAGAGAUGGCGAGGAAACCCCGUGGACACGGCACUGCUUUUUCAUGACGGUGAGUUUCCCCUUUGAGUGUAUUAUAAUUUUGUGAUAAAAAUUUCAAGGAAAAAACACACACAACCUCCUUCCUCCCCUUCCUUCGGGGAGGGAAGAGCAAGCGUGGAGAGAGAAAAAUCUAUCUGAGACUGAGCAGCAAGGACAGUGAGGGAAAAAUAUAUGAGUGGGAGAGGGAGAAAGAAGAAGAAGGAGGAGGAGGAGGAGGAGGAGGGGGAGCAAAUUAAAAGUUGCCAAAUGGAGAUAUUGGGUUUCAAGAGGAGUGAGACAGGAGUAAGGGUUUGCCUCUUUUUCAAGUCGUCUUUAUGUGAUGCAAAUUCAAAUAAAUAUUUAUGCUUCGCCAACGAUUUGUUCUCCGUUCGGUUUUUCCUCGACGAAUUCAGCCGUUUCUUAAUAGGUGUUGGGAAGGUCCACGACGUCAAGAAGGCCAUCAACAACUCGGAUCACGAAAGACUCGCUUCACCAAACCUAAGACAUCCGUCGCAGUAUUAAACGAGCCGUCCGAUACCGAAUACGCGUUUCCUUUCGCCGCCCGUCCUGCUGCGCUGCUCGGCUGUCAAAGAUGCGCAAAUACGCCUUUUAGAAAGGCAUUUUCGAGACGUGCGAUAAAACGAGCCUCUCCAGCCUCGGUCUAUUUAUGGACAAAGUCCCUGUGUGUUUCUAGCUGUUACUUUCAGCGAGAUUAAGGCGGGUUUUGUGCGUCCUGCCCUUGCGCCAUGGAGAGCCUUUUUAGUCCACCCAGCCACCCUUGUUUGACAAGUGAAUCAGUAAAAUGCGUCGCCUUGCUUCAACAGGGUUUUACUCUGUAUUUUGAGGGGUUGCUGUUUUUCUACGUGUCUCUUUUCCGCCCCUUUGACUUAUCAGGCAAAGAGGAUAGAUAGUUUUUUUUUUCUGGUAGAGAGGAAGAAAUAAUAAAUCAUCUCCUCCCUCAUUUGGCUUGCUAAGUUGACUACAGCCUUAACGAAUAUAAGUGUUUAUAUAUCACAUCUCUAGUACAUAGUUUAGUUAAUAAAAAACGUUUUUUACAUGCAAAUUCAGGUUUUUAUAAAUAUAUUUUGAAGUUGUUUAUCAAGGACAUGUAAAAAGGCCGGAUUAACCUGUCAUACUUUUUUUCUUCACUACACUGCUUUAUGCUUAGACUUGCUAGUUAAAAACGUUACGUUUUAAACAUAACUAGCAUAUAUAAAUCCUAAUAUUAUUGACUAAUCUUAUAAUUCAUUCGCAUCCAUAGCCUAACAUUUAGACUGUCCUAUCAGUGUUUUUCUUUUUCUGUUCUUGUGUUUAUGCUGUUUAAUUAUGAAUUAGCCAUUUUCUGCAAGUUCAAGCUGUUUUUUAACAACCCGUUUGUUUUAAAACAAAGGCAGAAAUACAUAUCCAUCGAAUGCUGUUCAAACAUUUAAUCACUUUGGGAAAAACAGACAACGCAUUUCGUUCCCUCAACUAAUAUGUGUUUGUAACAGAAGCGAGUGAACAAUCAAACUGGCCAAACAUGUUUCACCCAUCCCCCACGGCUCUUCCUUUGUCACAUUUUCACACAUGAAUUUUCAAGUUGUUCACAUUUCUAUGGCAGCUUUACAAAAAUAUGAUAUGAAAUUACAGUCGAGUAGCAUUUUAACACUCCACAAGUCAUAACGCCCUUUUGUCUGUCGACUGUAGCGAGCAGUGGCGCAGUUUCAGUCAGCAGCCGCCAUUUUGAAGUCUCUAGGCUGCAGCAAAGAGUACAGCCAUUCUUUAUCACACAAAUGACUUAUGCAUUUUUAAACAUAAAUAUCAUAUUCGUGUUUAAAAACUGAAAUGAAUAUUAGACUUAUCAAAAAGUUUUACUUUUCAAAUGUGUUCUUAAACACUAAAAACAGUUUCCUAGCUGAUUAGGAUUAAAUUGUAUUUGGUGCUAAAUCAAACUAUUUCUUACUACACAAGAAUAUCAGCUAUAUACUUAUUUUUAUGUAUUUACUCUCCAUUGGGAAAGAAAGAGAAUAUACCAGAGGUGGUCACACCAUAAACACUAGAUCUAAAUUUCAGAUUCUUAAUUAAUUUCUGUUUGUCACAAUUUUUCGCAUUGCUAACCUAGAGAUAUGUCAAAAAUAUGGCAUAGAGGCCUGUAACUACAGAGAACAGUUCUUUGGCCUAUUAAUGUCAAAUAUUUGUAGUUAUUUAAUAGUAUACCUGAAGUCUCAUAUUACACCUGUCCCGAGAACGUUCUUUAUCAUCUGGUGCGCCUCGCAUGGCGGUCAAUAUUUUUUCUUCUUUUAUUUCAAUGAAAUUAAUGUACUAUGUUUUAGCUUGAUAAUGUUUUUUUGUUUAAUAUUUUGUAUUUUUAGGGGAUUCUAUGGUACUAAAUUAUAUGCAGUAGUUAUUAUCCAUUUAUUACCUGUGAACCACUUUUUGACCAUAGACCUGAAAAUGAAAUGUCAUAAAUCUUUAAUGCUUUGGAGCAUGGUUUGGUCUCUUUUUAAAGACAACAUAUGAUUAUUGCUGAAGUGAAAAAAAGUUAUCAGUUUAAGUUUAUUGUUAUAAAAGAAAAUGUACAAAAAUACUAUUUUUAAAUUCUAUAUGAAAUAUAUAUUUUCCAAAACAUUUUUUACUUUAAAACUGUGAGAAAAUCAAAGCCAUAAAUCUAAACAUGUUGUGUUCCAAAUUUGAGAUCGAUAUCUGAAAAAAUGAGCUUUCAGUAAGAUUUUGUUUGGGUGCAGUGCCAAACGCUUCCACUAAAUUUGUUUCCCCAUUCGUAUCCAGUGCUGUCAUUUUUGAUAAAAAUUGUUUCCAAUGCUGUCAUUCUUUUCAAAAAAUGCUGUCGUUUUUUAUAAAAAUUGACUUUUUUUUUUCAGGACAAAGUUAAUCUUUUCGAAACAUGUCUGUAAUAGUUUUUUUGUGUUCACAUAGCAAGUGCCAAAACCUUUACUGAGUUUUGUACCAUUCUGAUGAAGUUCAAAAUUCUAAAAAACUAAAACAAAUUUUUUCUGUCAAAAAUGACCAAAAAGCACCAAACUUUUAACAAACUGUGGACCCUGACAUAUUACAAUGGUGUCAUGGAUGAUGAAGACGACCGCCGUCUUCUGGAUUUUUUAGGAGAUGUGCAAGCAUUGAAUGAGUAUCUUCAUGGUUCAAACAGUAAAUCUAUUGGAGAAGACGAUGUGACAAAUGCAGCAUUUGGGUCGGCCAGCUCAUUCUUCACCAGUGACACCAGUGGCUCCAAUGAAGAACUCAAAGAUGGUCACAAUCAUUUGGGAGAGUUUGGGGAGGCUGGUGGAGCUGAGCUUCAGCUCUCAAGCAGUCUUCCGUUCAUCGAGGAUGAGCUCGACGGUGGAUCCUCACCAGGUGGGGUCGAUCUCAGUGGCGAGGACCAACCAUUUGACAUCCUCCAGAAGUCAUUGCUGGAAGCAGAUAUCACAGAGCAGACAUUGGCUCAAGAAGCUCUUUUGGACUCCCAGCCAUCUCUCAUUCCCUCAGCUACCUCCUUCCCUCAGCAGCUGGUCUCUGGAGGGUUUGGAGGUGUCGCGGGUCCUGGUGUGGUGGCACCAUUGGCACAACCUCAGGCUUUUAUCCAGCAGGUUCCCCAACUACCCUUGCCAAAUGGCCCAGCUGGACACAUCCAGGUAGUGGGAUCCUUCAAUGGCAGUGCCUCCUCUAUGAUGACUAUCAACAGUUUGGAACAGCCUCAGAUCCUGUUGAGGCAGAGCGGAAAUGUUGUGACAAACAACAGCGGGCAGGGUACCAUGUUCACCCCCUCCGCAGCUGGUCAGGUGUCAAUGUCUUUCAAUAAAGGAGCAAUACCACUUCAGAAUAUUAUCAUCCAGAGAGGCCCUACGCAACAGGCAUUGAUUAGACCGAUUCAACCUAAACCCUUACAGACAGGGGGACAAACUGUAUACAACAUCAGCAACAUCGGGCUUCAACCUAGCACCACAGCUGCGAAUUUAGUCAGUAGCCCCUACACAGCCUCCGGCUCUCCUCAGUCUACUCAACAGGUGAAAGUGGUCAAUCCAGCCAGCAGCAUUGUAAUGCAUUCACCGCUGGGGCAACAAGUGCAACCACAGUCCCAGUCCAAUCUGCCUCAGGGGCAGUUUUUGCUACCCAGUUCUAUUUCCCUAACCCCUGGUACGACUGUUCACAGCUUCCAGGCUGUGAAUGGGCAGGUGUUACAAACAAACACUCAAAUGGGUGACCCAGCGUCAAUGUGCACUACCACCUACUCCAUCCUCACCAAUCAGAACACAACAGUACAGCUUAUCGCUGGGCAGAACCUUUCAGCUGGAGGGCAGCUAAUAGUCAAUCAAGGUUUGGUCAGUGGAGGUCAAAUAGGCCAAGCUUCACCCACACCUGUUGUGCAGGUGUCUCAAAGGCCUGGUGCCAUGGCCAAAGUUUGGAAUGCCAGCGCGUCGCCUAGCCCAACCCCUGUACAGACGUCCCAGACUUCAAGCCACCUCACCAUGGUCAGUUCUGGUGUUCAGGGCCCACAGGUUUGUCAGCAGUUAUCUGUGAGCCCAGGACAGCAUCUCCUUAUGCCCAUGGGCCAGAAUGCUCCAGCUGCUUCUGGCGUUUCGGAGUUUCAAGUCUCUCUAAACCAGGACACAGCAGCACAAAGAGGGCAAACACAAUUAAUUAAUCUCCUUGGUACCAAAGCUGUGAAAACGCUCACUCCUGCCAGUCAGGAAUUGCCUCUCACACCGAAGCGACCUGCAACUCAGCAACUUACUAGAGGAGGAAUGGUCCUCCAGCAGUUAAGACAGGAUCACAAUAGAGUCUUGUCUUCAGAGCGGACACCCUUCACUUCAUUAAAUGAUGGCAUUGAAAGAUUACUGCCCUAUCAUGUUUUCCAAGGCUCACCACCACGAGAUGAAGAUUUCGCCAAAGUUGAUGAGGAGUUUGAAGCAGUUGCCACACAAGUGCUAACCAGAACGCAGGCCAUGGUGAACAAAUACAGGCGCCUACUCAUGGUGGAAGCAGAGAGGUCUAGCCCUUCAUCAGAAAUGGUGAUGAUUGACAGGACUUUUAACCAAGAGGAAAGGGGCAACUUGACCCAAGACAAACGAAUGGUGUUAGUGGAUCCAGAUAGCUUCCUGGAAGAGUUCUGCUGUGGCCCUAAACUAAGGAUCCCAAGUCCUAAAGUCUUGACCCCAGCCACCAAUGAGGGCAGUCCCAGCAUAAUGGAAACAUCCCCAAGGCAUUCCAUAAGUCUCACCAUAAAAGAUGGGCAGGUUAUGAACAGCCACACAGAACCUGCUUAUAGGACAGAAUCUCAACAACAAGGAAUGGAAGAACACAGAAGAUCUCCCAUCAAGUGCAUCCUGGACCUAAAAAAAAAGAAAUCCAUCAACCUAAUCAGCAGCAACAGUCAACAUGCUCACUACCCUACAUCUCCCAGCCAAUCACAGCAUAGCUCUGCCCAAGGCUACCCUUCGAGCCUGGGGCGGAGCCACGAAGAACAACUUCCCUCAGAUCAUAGUCACACGUCAUUGGCUGACACAGACUCUGUGCUCGAGGCUGCCGUGAAUAGCAUCUUAGAAUGUUAGACAGUGCCAUAUUUAUGUUUGUUAGUUGUUCCAUGUUAAUCUCAUUUCAUUUCAUGCCAUGUGUGUGCGAGCUGAACUCCACGGCAUGUGUGAACGGACGUACGUUGGCAUUAUCACGGUUUGAAAUGCACACAGCAGCUCUGACUAUGUUGAGGAACAGGAAGUCGAAUCUAAAGAUAGUGAUACUCUAAUACUGUGCCUGUUCUAGAGAAGUUUACAUACGAAAAGCCUUUUUGACAAUGCUUUACAGGAUACACUUGCAAUCACACACACACAUAUGCACGCACACACACACACACACACACACACACACACACACACACACACACAAUAUCAAGCAGUAAGUAAGUGUGAUGUUUGGAAUGUCAAGAGUAGACAUUAAUAUUUGUAGCGUAUCGAUCAAUAUCAGACACUUAGUCUAAUAGUCUGUCCGCACUUAAGGUUUUAUGGUUGUCUCAACACUUAUGUUGUAUCAUUGCAGUAGACUUUGACCAAGUGAGGCACACAAACACACCUGCGCAUUUAAUUGUUUUUAAACAUGGGUUGUGCUCUUUUUUUGUUUGUUUACUUUUGUUUUUGCGAUUAGUUUUGUACCUUACAGGUAUGUUACCUCUCCACAGAGACAAAACUGUGUGGUUUUGUGCAGUGGAAAGUUAAGUCCUCAGAUUGAGGUUACAAUGUUACAUGAUGUUUAUCUUUUUUGUUUAAUUCAUUUUUUGAAAUGAUGCAUUAUAUAUAUAUUUUUUUUUGAAGUCUGUGCUGCUCCCUGUCUGGAGAAAAUAUGUGCUGUUUUGCACUUUAAGUUAAUAUUUCAAAGAACCCACAUAGGUGAAUCUCAUGAAAACAUCGCAUUUUAACCCAAAAUCAAUGGAAAUAAAAAAGAAAUAAUAUUUUGCAAAAAGAAAAGGAAACCCGUUAAGCACAGUUUCAUCACAAUUACAUAUUUUUAAAUUAAUUCUAAAUUCUUAUUACAUUUUAAAAAGAUUUCUUCUUUCUUUAGUAAAGUAUGUUAUAUAUUUUUUACAUUUAAAUAUGUGAAUUUAAGCCAGUGCAACAAUCACUACCAAUAUUUACAGUACAGUUGAGAUAAUUGUUUUUUGUCACAUUAUCACAAAUUAGACUACAACAGGCUUAAUUUCUCUGAGCAAAAUAUGAUUCCUUAUUUCUUUCCUUUUGAUUUUGGGAUUUUUCUGAGAUUUACCCACAUUUUCCCUUGUGCGUUGAGUCCCCUGCUGGUCAGGCUGUAGUCUUGGCAGUCAGUUUGCAGUUUCUGCCUCUAGUGGCAGCUUAUAUUUGCACAUGUGGACGUGACCUCCUACUUUAUAGAUAGCCAUGAUAACCGCUUUCACAGCCCCUCUGCAGAUCACUUCUCUCAUUUGCAGUUUUAAAUUGGUGAAGCUGAAGUAGCGAUGUCACAGCACAUCAGGAUUUUCAUUCAUUAUUGGUAUAUAGGAAAUGGCUGUUUACUGAGAUAAUGUAGUUUGGUUGGAGGACAGGCCCACAUUUCAACAACCCAUUUUGAGAAAUCAUUUCUAAAGAAAUUCAGUUUUGUUUUAUAGACUAGAACCUGUAUUAACUGUGCCAUUACAGGGCUUUGUCAGCUUCAACGAUGGGAGUUUGACCAAGGCUAUUUCAAAAACUGACCAGGGGAGCGUUUCCCAAAGCCAGCUAUGGUCGCAAGUUCCGUUGUUAUCGACAGAGUUCAGAGGAAAUUGCGACCAUAGCUGGCUAGCGACGCUUUUGGUGAAACGCACCCCAAAGCAGAGAAACUGCAGUGUGCGGACAUUUUCACAAGUCUGCGUUUCCAUUAGCAUCCAUUCCAGAGCCGAAGGGAAGGUUGCUUGUUUUCAUCUAUACAUGUCAUCCCAUUGUUUUUACAUCAUUAACACUAAACACCACUGUCUUUCCCAGCAGUUCAACCAAAAAUGACAGACAGACAGAAAAAAAAAAAAAAAAAAAAAAAAAUUCUUCUCUCUGAUCUGAGCUCUAGUGGUCGGUGUAAGGGAGCAUUAUGAAAGACCUUCACUUCGAAGGGCUUCUUUGCCUUAGGACAGAGCGAGUGAAAACAAGUUUAAAUAGUCUAUCAUUUGUUUUUACUGGUUUUUGUUGUGCGAGUGUGGCCUUCAGUUAUCGUAAUACCCCAUGGUAAAAGUUGCUUUUAUCGUUUUAUUUUCUGCAUCACCUAAAACUUGAUUUGUAAUGUUUGUAUUACAAAAAAUAAAAACAUGAAACACAAAAUAUUUAUACUUUUUGUAAAGAAAAAGAAUGUAAAACAAAAAAGUUAUUUUUAUUAUGUUAGGUGUACACGUCAUACUGUAUGUGGUCAGUUCAUGAUUUGAUGUUUUUGUGAGUGUUCAUUACAACAGCAGAGAUAAAUAUUAAAUUCAUUUUGAAUACAGCCAA